This is a messenger RNA of Tupaia belangeri chinensis (Chinese tree shrew), 2478 nucleotides long. Its product is annotated as vomeronasal type-2 receptor 116. Bases 1 to 2478 code for a protein of 825 amino acids. Gene Ontology annotation, biological process: G protein-coupled receptor signaling pathway. The record is from RefSeq and is a predicted model, not a curated record. The transcript has 6 exons. Lineage: Eukaryota; Metazoa; Chordata; Mammalia; Scandentia; Tupaiidae. Gene Ontology annotation, cellular component: plasma membrane. Gene Ontology annotation, molecular function: G protein-coupled receptor activity.
AUGGUACCAGCUAUAAGGGCUGCAGCCUCAGGCAGCCUGGUGUCUGGAAUUACUCGCUGGCCUGAACUAGUUUGCAGGUACCUAUGGAAGAACUACCAAUAUGUAUUGGCCUUUCUUUUUGCUGUUGAGGAGAUCAGUAAGAAUCCCCAUUUGCUCCCCAACCUUUCUUUGGGUUACGAUCUCUACAAUGCAUUUCCCAGUGACAAAAGAACUUUACAAAAUGCUCUGUUUUUGCUCUCUGGGGGGAAUCAGACUUUGCCAAAUUACAACUGCCAGACACAGAAACAACCUAUUGCUAUCAUUGCAGGAAACAUGCCAACAUUUUCAACCCAAGUUGGAACCCUUUUGGAGCUCUACAGGAGCCCACAGGUAAGUCAGAAUCAGGUUAUUUCUUUUCUUAUUCAGGUCACAUAUGGUCCUUUUGACCCCACCCUAAAUGAUACAGACAAAUUUCCAUCAGUUUAUCAGAUGGCCACCAAGGACAGUUCUCUGACUCAUGGAAUCAUCUGGUUGUUGUUGCAUUUUGGCUGGACAUGGGUGGCGCUCUAUGUAUCUGAUGAUAUGCAAGGGGAGCAGUUCCUUCAGGAUGUAAAGGCAAAGAUGACAGAAAAGGAUAUCUGCGUGGACUUUACAGAAAAGCUCCCAGCCACUAAAGGUGUCUUUAUGUUAUAUGACUUUACUUUUGUGAAGAGGAUCAGAGUUUCAUCUGCAAAUGUGCAUAUAAUAUAUGGCGAUGAAGGGAGUGUCUGGAGCCUGGGAACAAAAGAAGAAUUCUAUUUAAUUUUGGGAAAAGUAUGGAUAAUGAGAAAUCUCCACUCCUCAGAGUGGAAAGCUAUUAUGACUGUUAUGGCGCACUUGCCAUACUUUUUCCAUGGAAGUCUCUUAUUUUCAAACCAGAAAAGGAAAAUUCCUGGCUUUAAACAAUUUCUCAAGACAGUCAACCCUUCCCAAUACCCAGAAGAUUUUUACUUCAGCAAACUCUGGGUUUACUUUUUUAAUUGCUCCCUUACUGGAUCUCUAUGUGGAAAACUUGGAGACUGCCCACAAAAAUUUUUUCUAGAGUUUCUACCAUCCUAUUUGGACAUGAUGACCAUAUCGGACUCCAGCUUCUUUAUCUAUCAUGCUGUGCAUGGGGUGGUCCAAGUUCUUUAUAAGAUGCUUUUGCAGAAAAUAGAAAUGGGAUCUCCAGGAGAUGCAGACCAGCCUAUUCUUCCCUGGCAGCUUCAUCCAUUUCUGAGGAAAAGCCAAAUGACAAACAGCAUCGGAUACAACAUGCCCGCACGUGAAGAAAGAAAUACGAUACAGUAUGAUAUCAACAACUUUGUGAGGUUUCCUAAUCACAGUUGGCUGUUUGUUAAAGUGGGAGAUUUCAUCUACAGGAACACUCAUGAUCAAGGAUUGGUCAUCAAUGAAGAGAUGAUAAACUGGCCUGUUAGUUUCAAAGAGACUCCUAAAUCUGUGUGUAGCCACAGCUGUGUUCCUGGAUUCCAGAAAAUUCCCCAAGAAGGAAGACCUGUUUGCUGCUUUACUUGUGUUUCUUGCCCGGAGUCAGACAUUUCAAAUCAAUCAAAUGCAAAGCAGUGUAUCCAGUGCCCAGCUCAAGAGUAUCCAAACAGUGAGAGAACUCACUGCCUCCCCAAGGCUGUGAUGUUCCUGGCUUUUGAGGAUGCUUUGGGGACAGCGAUGGGCUGCAUGGCUCUGUGCUUCUUUGUCCUCACAGCUGUAGUUUUGGGAGUCUUUGUGAAGCACCGAGACACACCCAUUGUCAAAGCCAACAACCAGGAUCUCAGCUUUAUUCUGCUCAUCACCCUCCUGCUGUGCUUCCUCUGCUCCUUGCUCUUCAUUGGCCAUCCUAACACUGUCACCUGCGUCCUCCAACAAGUCACAUUUGGCCUUGUGUUCACUGUGGCUGUUUCCACUGUUUUGGCCAAAACCAUUACUGUGAUUCUGGCAUUCAAGGUCAUGAAGCCUGGAAGAACAAUGAAGCGCUUGCUGCUCUCAGGGGCUUCCAACUCUGUCAUUCUCAUUUGCUCCCUGAUCCAAAUGAUUAUCUGUGGAAUCUGGUUGAGAACCGCUCCCCCUUUUGUUGAUAUAGACUCACACUCUGAGCCCAGAAACCUCCUCAUCGUGUGCAACAAGGGCUCAGUCACUGCCUUCUACUGUGUCCUUGGCUACCUGGGCUUCUUGGCUCUGGGGAGCUUCACUGUGGCUUUCCUGGCCAGGAACCUGCCUGACACAUUCAAUGAAGCCAAGUUCCUUACAUUCAGCAUGCUGGUGUUCUGCAGUGUCUGGGUCACAUUUGUCCCCGUCUAUCACAGCACCAAGGGGAAAUUUAUGGUGGCCGUCGAGGUCUUCUCCAUCUUGGCCUCCAGUGCAGGGCUCCUAGGCUGCAUCUUUGUCCCCAAGUGCUACAUUAUUCUGAUAAGGCCUUAUGAGAACUCCUGGAAAGCUUUAAAAAACAGAAGAGGUUCUAAAUAA